This is a messenger RNA of Pyrus x bretschneideri (Chinese white pear), 879 nucleotides long. RefSeq names its product RNA-binding protein involved in heterochromatin assembly dri1-like. The record is from RefSeq and is a predicted model, not a curated record. Gene Ontology annotation, cellular component: cytoplasm. NCBI's taxonomy places the organism in Eukaryota, Viridiplantae, Streptophyta, Magnoliopsida, Rosales, Rosaceae. The coding region runs from base 170 to 577 and encodes 135 amino acids. The transcript is spliced from 4 exons. Gene Ontology annotation, molecular function: mRNA binding.
CAACUACUAUAUAAAUCUCCCUGCCCAUUCAAAUAAGAUCACCAACUCAUUUGACAAAUCUUCUCUUCUUCUGGUGUUCCACAACAAGCUAGCACAAGCCAAGCACAGCUAGUACAGUUUACAGUUCAUUUCUUCUGAGCUUCUACUUACCUUCAGGAGGGAAUUAAGAAUGAGCUGGACAGGAGGAGACUGGAUGUGCGGAGCAUGCCAGCAUGCGAACUUUAAAAAGCGCGACGCUUGCCAACGUUGCGGGUACCCCAAGUAUGGCGGACCUGAUCCAUCAACAUAUGGAUGCAACCGGACAGAGGUCUUGGCUGGAGACUGGUAUUGCAACUGUGGAGCUCAUAACUAUGCCAGCAGACCCAAUUGCUAUAGGUGCAGCUCAAUGAAAAAUGACUAUGGUGGUGCUGCCUACAGCAUGAUGCCUUCUGCAGAAGGCUAUGGUUCCGAUGCCAGCGCCCCACCUGGAUGGAAAUCCGGCGACUGGAUGUGCAAUAGAGUUGGAUGUGGAGUGCACAAUUACGCCAGCCGAAUGGAAUGCUUCAAAUGCAAAACACCUAAGGAUUAUGGUCUGUAACACAUGAUGUACUUGAUCAGGUGGUGCUGUUUAAGGAAAUGGAGCAUGUAGUUUUAUGCACCGUCCCUUUUCGCAUUUGCGCGCAUCUGAUCCCAUCUCAAGUCUUGUAUUUUUUUCCCCAAAUUUUCCUUUCUAGAGAUAAAUAAAGUUAGGUGAUCCUGGUUGAAGGCACAUUUUCACAGGGAUAGCCUUCAACUGACAACUGUAUUAGAGGAAGGGUUUUCUAGUUUUCUGUCGCAAAGUUGCUAUUCUAUGAAGCCCAGAAAAUCCCUUCUUUUAAUGGAACUACCAAGUUUUCUGUA